Messenger RNA from Doryrhamphus excisus (bluestripe pipefish), 2751 nucleotides. RefSeq names its product voltage-gated purine nucleotide uniporter SLC17A9-like. Gene Ontology annotation, biological process: ATP transport; transmembrane transport. The record is from RefSeq and is a predicted model, not a curated record. NCBI's taxonomy places the organism in Eukaryota, Metazoa, Chordata, Actinopteri, Syngnathiformes, Syngnathidae. Gene Ontology annotation, molecular function: transmembrane transporter activity.
UAAUUGAACAUUGUUUACAUUUUUCAGUGCAGUCGCAGGAAGGAAAGAUUCCCUUUUAAUGUGUUUGAAAUGCUUCAUACAAAACCACGUUCCAUUUUUUUUGUGUUAACUACUUUAUCACUUGAAUCAACCACUUUGUUUACAUCCAGUCAGGGUUACGGCCAUCACUUGACGCCAGCUGUUAUCGUCACAUGUCUAUUUUUUUUUUGGACAGAGUCUAUCCAACUGUUCCUGUGGCGCCACUGCACAUUUGUGUUAUGUUAUGUUAUGUUAAUAGCAUCAAUGGAUUUGUCCUAACAUGUUCUCGUUCUACCAGUCUAGCUUGUUUGCCCGUGGCUGGGAUUUGUCACCGCAACGCAACUUUUUUUUUGGGCAGAAGCGCUGGACAAGCUAAAAGACUGAAAACGGUGGUAAAUACCUUGAAUGGCAGAUAAACACACAUUGGGAGACGCUAGGACUAACUUUGCUGCUCCACUCUUGGAUGCUAAAGUUGACACAACCAAAGCGUUGUUGGAUGAGGCUGCAGGCAAACAUCAGUGGCCCAGAGCCGUGGCUCGCAAAUGGAUGCCCGUGUUGUUUGCGGGGACAUGCCUGCUGUACUGUGCCAGGAUGACCAUGCCUGUCUGUGCUGUCUCAAUGGCAGCCACGUUUCACUGGAGCAAGAUCGAUACCGGUCUUGCUUUGGGUGGAUUCUUCUGGGGCUACUCCUGCACGCAGAUUUUAGGAGGACAUGCAAGUGAUAAAAUCGGAGGGGAGCGAGUCCUGUUCUUCUCAGCAGCAUCGUGGGCCAUGAUCUCAGCUGCUACGCCCCAUCUGGCCCACUUGGGCAGUCACACCUUGGCUCUGAUGACCAUGGCAAGAGUCCUCAUGGGACUCGUACAAGGUGUAUUUUAUCCAUCUUUGGCCAGUUUGAUUGCACAGCGUGUAGCGGAAGGAGAAAAGGCCUUUUUAAUGAGCAUCAUGCAAAGUGGGUGCUUUCUUGGGAUAUUGAUUGCUGGUGGACUGGGCUCGCUGCUGUUGGACUGGUACAACUGGGAAAGUGCAUUUUAUGCUGUUGGUUUUCUGUCUGGACUCUGGGCGCUCAUUGUUUGGCAGUAUUUAUUGAAAGGUCAACCUUAUCCACCGCAGAGGGAAAGACCAAGUGACUCCCGAUCAAAGAGAUUUGCAAUAUUUUAUUUGCUGCGUCUCCUGAGGAAGCCAAGUGUCUGGGCCAUGGUUUUUGCUCACCUGUGCACAUGCGGUACUUCCUACAUUUUACUGUCGUGGAUGCCGACAUACUUCAAUGACGAAUAUCCGCAUGCUGCGACGUGGACGUACAACGUGUUUCCUUGGCUAGCAGGCAUUCCAGCAGCUCUUUGGGGUGGAUAUGUUUCGGAUUCACUCAUCAGCCAAGGAUACAGUGUUGCGUUUGUGAGAAAGACAAUGCAGUUCAUCGCCAUGGGUGCGUCAGGUGUUUUUGUCAUGCCGCUGGCUGGAAAGGUCUCCUUUCCCGUGGCGGUGAUGCUGCUUUCAGCUGCUAUGGCUUCCCUCUCCUUAACCAGCAGUGGAGCAUCUUUGAACGUCCAGGAUCUCACCCCAUCGUGUGCCGGUGCCCUCUUUGGUUUUAUGAAUAUGCUGGGUUCCUUCAUGGGCGUGGUGAUGGUCUCACUGACGGGUUACCUCAUUGAAGUCACACAGUCGUGGGCGGCAGUUUUCUCCCUCAUCACCGCUGUCCACGUCGUCGGUGUCGGAGUCUUCCUCUACUUUGGGGACGCUCAACGUGUCGACUUGGAAAAUCCCAAGUCAUUGAUGUGACGCUCGUGGACAUCCGCAACGCUGUUGUCUGAUUCUGGUCCACGUCACAGCGUAUAUUAUCCCAUGGACGGAUGGUCUCCUCUCUGGAGAAAGAACUCAAUAGGAUUAAGGAAAGGAACACUAUGAACAUUCCAAGAAAUUCAUACAUGGUAUUCAUGGUAUUAUGUUCCGGACUUAUUUUUGACAAUUGAACAGAAUAUUGUGUGUAUUGUGAUGACUUAAAGAAUGAAAUGCCGAAUGAAUAGUGUAACUGUGCUAACUAAAUGAAUGAGAAAUUCAAUUCUGUUGUGAACACGUUUGUCCAUGUUACUUUGUUUCGAGAAAUGAGCCAAACCAAUGGAGAAAAUGUAACAUACCUACCUGGAUACCAAUCAAUUUUGGUAAAGAUAUGUAUUAAAAUGACACAAAGUAGUAGUUAUUAUAUCAAGAGUAGCUGCAGUUGGGUGACGCCACCACAAACAAUACCAAUUAACCGAUUUUACCAGUUUUACCAGUACAAUAUGUUCAAUGCAUUAACGAAAGGUGUGCCAAUUAAGUUGACAAGAAAGAAAUAAAGUCACAAUAACAGGUAAGUAUAUCUUUAAUAAUGAAUAUGAUCAAAUCUAAGAACGUGAUAGUGACCUCUGAUACAAUUUAAUUCAAGGGUGACAUUAUUAUUUUUUUUAUUUUUUGCAUAACUUCUUCUAUAAUCCAAUACUGUUAUAUAGCUCUGGUUGCACCGCAGUCAUACUCCCUCGCUUUACUGUAACGCUCAUUCAAACACACACACACACACACACACACAAAGACAGAAUACAGCAAGUUAUUAGAAAAAAAAAACAAAAAAAAAACAUCACAAACAUAUAGCAUAUAGGCUAGUCUCCGGGUGUCCGUACACUAAGAAUAAAUCAGUUAAGUAUAAUGCUACAGUUAAAUGUUUUGAGGCGUUUGCAGUUAGAAAUGCCAGUACAUUAAAGC